AAAGCGUAAAAGUAAAUGGAUAAUAUUAUCGUAAAUUUAUUUACUUCAAUUCCUAAAAAUACAUUUUACAAUUUUCAACAAAGAUUGAUAUAUAUAUAUAUAUAUAUGUAUAUAGUAGUAUAGUAAUGAAGUACAUUGUAGAGGAUAUUGUGAAAAUUUGUUGAAAAACAUUGCUGACGAAAUCGGGCACUGAUCUUAAUUGGACGCAGAAGAGCAGAGAUCACUACACAAGGAUUCAGUAAGAAUGGCUGCCGUUUUGAGAAGAUUCAGAGCCGCGCAGAUUACAGCGAUCGGCAAUUUUAAAUUACCGUCGUUUUCUAACAGCCGAUCUUUUGCAAGUUCAUCGAUUCUACAUAAUGACAGUAAAGGACAAUGGCGACAAAAAUCCGAUCCAACCAAAGAACCUCACUCACGGAUGCUGUCGGAUAAAGGAGUUAUUUAUGCCUUGCACACGCACAACAUGCGACCUGAUUCCAUUGACAAUUACUUGACCAAUUAUGAACAGAUUGUUAACAUUCUAAACUCAAAACAGUCUGAAUUAAAAUUGGAAUUAGUUGGUUCAUGGACUGUCACAGCUGGUGAUAUCGAUCAGGCUUUACAUCUGUGGCGUUAUAAUGGUGGUUAUGAUAGCGUUGAUCGUGCACAAAUUGAGUUAUCUAAGGAUACAACAUAUCAACAGUUAUUUAAAGAAGGUGGCAAAUAUGUACGAUCACGUUAUUUGCAAUAUUUAUUAGCAUUUAGCUAUUGGCCUAUUCCGACAAAACGAGAUGAUUCAAACAUAUAUGAAAUACGCAGUUAUAGACUCAAUGCUGGUGGAAUGAUAGAAUGGGGUAAUAAUUGGGCAAAGGCCAUUAAUUUUAGACGCCAUAACAAUGAACCUUUUGGUGGCUUCUUCUCACAAAUCGGUCGAUUGUAUAAUGUCCACCAUAUUUGGUGCUAUAAAAGUCUUCAAGCACGAAUGGAAACUCGAGAAAGUGCAUGGAGGUCUCCAGGAUGGGAUAGAUGUGUUGCGCAUACAGUACCAAUAAUAAGAGAAACACAUUCCCGUAUUUUAAGUCCCACUAAUUUUUCACCAACGAAAUAAACAUUUUUUUAUCAAGUUAAAUACAUUUGUAUAUUUCAACUUUAUUCUUUAUCUUUAUAUUAUAACAUUCUAAAGGCAUUUGUUAUAUAUACACUACAUUUAUUACCAUGUAAAGUAUGUGCUCAAUAUAAGGGAUUGUAAUACUUUAUUGUAUUACAAAUGCUAAAAUAUAUUUUAAUAAAAUUUUAUUUUCUUUGUUACUACGGUGCUUCAUGAUACAUCAUCAUUGUCAACUUCAGCGCAACGUCUGUAUAUAAAUGAGAAUAAUCAGUUAUAUAUAUAUAUGGACUUCUGUAUUAUCCUUUAUUAAUAUAUACUACUCAUAAUUUCAUUUUUAAUAUGAUAUAGACUAACACUAUAAUUUGAUAAAGACUUAUAAUAAUAAGUAUUUUAAGAAACAUUUUGGUACAGUACAAAUUUUUAUUGACAUAAAU
Messenger RNA from Nomia melanderi (Alkali bee), 1518 nucleotides. RefSeq names its product protein nipsnap (gene Nipsnap). Lineage: Eukaryota; Metazoa; Arthropoda; Insecta; Hymenoptera; Halictidae. Gene Ontology annotation, cellular component: mitochondrion. The record is from RefSeq and is a predicted model, not a curated record.